AACAUCGGCCACGAGAUCCCCAUUCCCGCGCACUUCCGGUCCCUCCCUCGAUUCGCGCCGUCUGCUUCCGCUCCGAAGGCCUGCGUGGCCGCCUCGCGCACGGUCUCUCCGAUCCGAUGGUCGCCGUCCGCGGCUGAGAAAUCUUGGGGAACAACCCGCUGCUCAUGGAUCCCAUUCAAUCCAAAGGGGAAGAAGGCGAGGAGGGCUUGGAUCGCGCCUUCUCCGAGGUCCCUCCCCUCCCCGGCCCCGAUGCCGAAGGGAAGUCGACUAAGCGCGCGCGAUGGGCCACCAAGCGCAUGACCGCCACCUCCGGCCUCCGCAAGAGGGUCUCCAUCCUCGAACGGGGUCGUCGGCGAGACACCCAGAACUCCGCGACAGAGGCGGCGACAGACACGCCGGAGGAUGGCGAGACGGAAGCUGCAUCGCGGAAGGUUCACUUCAAUUGUCCCAUCCCCGACAGUGAGCGGGACGAGGAAGGCAAUCUCAAGGCCGUCUACCCCCGCAACAAAAUCCGCACCUCCAUCUAUACGCCCAUCACCUUCUUACCAAAGAACUUGUGGUUGCAGUUCCACAACAUUGCCAAUCUCUACUUCUUGUUCGUCGUCAUCCUGCAGUGCUUCUCCAUCUUUGGCGAUGCCAGUCCGGGCCUGGGCGCUGUCCCCCUGAUCAUCAUCGUUGUCGUCACCGCAUUCAAGGACGCCGUUGAGGACUGGCGGCGCACCGUCUCAGAUAAUGAACUCAACAACUCCCCUGUCUACCGCCUGACUAACUGGGACAAUGUCAACGCCACCGCCGACAACGUGUCUGCCUGGCGAAAGUUCAAGAAGGCCUGCACGCGCACCGUCAUCGCCACCUAUCGCGGGAUGAAGAAGCUGGCGCGCCGCAAAUCCACCGAAAAGGACAUCGCAGGAGACGUCGAGGUCGCGGACGCCCGCCCCUCGGUUGAACCCUCCUCCCCGACCGCAUUCGAAAUGACGGAGGUGACAUCACCGUCCAUCGAGGCCCGUGCUUCCAUGGAAUGGCCCGAUCCUUCGAAUGAUGUGCAUUUGCAACCGGGCCAUGAUGCGCCCUGGGCGCAGGUGAAGGGCAGUGUCCUCAAUCCGACCAAGACCGCGUCGGGGCAAGCGCGCUUCAAACGGCAGCAUUGGAAGGAUGUCAAUGUCGGCGACUUUGUCCGUCUGUAUAACGGUGAUCAGAUCCCCGCGGACCUGGUCAUCCUCUCGACUUCGGAUCCGGAUGGAGCCUGUUACGUGGAGACCAAAAACCUGGAUGGUGAAACUAACUUGAAGGUACGCCAUGCCUUGAACUGCGGUCGCACCGUUCGAAACGCCCGGGACUGCGAGCGGGCCGAAUUUACCAUCGAAAGCCCGCCCGCCCAUGCGAAUCUCUACGCCUUCAAUGGCGCCGUCUUUUGGAACCAACAAGACGAUCCGGAGGCGCCACCACAGGAACAGGUGGAGCCCAUCACCAUCAACAACAUCCUGCUCCGCGGAUGCAGCCUUCAAAACACGGAAUGGGCUCUGGGAGUGGUGCUUUUUACCGGCUCCGAAUCCAAGAUCAUGCUGAACCAAGGUAUCACGCCGACCAAGCGACCCCAGAUGGCGCGCAACAUGAACCGGAACGUGAUUUACAACUUCGCCAUCCUCUUCAUCAUGUGUUUGAUUUCCGGCUUCAUCAACGGCUUUGCCUGGGACCUCAAGCAUGCGUCCCUGUCAUACUUUGAAUACGGCUCGUAUGGUGGAUCGCCCCCGGUGGAAGGUGUAGUUGCGUUCUGGGUGGGUAUCAUCCUCUUUCAGAACUUGGUGCCCAUCGCCCUGUAUAUCUCAUUGGAAAUCGUACGGUGGUUCCAGGCGCUUUUUAUCUUCUUCGACCAUUAUAUGUACUACGAGAAAUUGCAGAUGUCCUGUGUGCCCAAAGCCUGGAAUAUCUCGGAUGACAUUGGGCAGAUCGAGUACAUUUUCUCCGAUAAGACCGGCACCUUGACGCAGAACGUGAUGGAAUUCAAGAAGUGCACGGUCAACUGCGUCGCGUAUGGCGAAGCCUAUACUGAGGCUCAAUUGGGAAUGCAGAGACGGCAAGGUUUGGUCAACGUCGAGGAGGAAGCCGCUAAGGCUCGCCAGCACAUCAGCGACAGCCGAGUGGAGAUGCUGCAGCGACUGCGCCAACUGCACGAUAACCCGUACCUCUUGGACGAGAAUCUGACGUUUGUCUCGCCACAAUACGCUGCGGAUCUUGGCGGCGCGUCGGGAGAUGCUCAGAAACAAGCCACCGAGAGCUUCAUGGUCGCGCUGGCUUUGUGCCACACGGUUGUCACGGAACGUAUUCCAGGCGACCCUCCCCAGAUUGAGUUUAAAGCGCAAUCUCCGGAUGAAGCGGCUCUGGUGGCCACUGCUCGAGACUGUGGGUUCACUGCGCUGGGCCGCUCCGGUGAUAGACUCACUCUCAAUAUUAUGGGAGAGGAGCGUAGUUACCGAAUUUUGAAUAUCCUCGAGUUCAACUCCACGCGUAAGAGGAUGAGUGUGAUCGUCCAAAUGCCGGACGGGACCAUUCGCCUGUUGUGCAAGGGAGCCGACACGAUCAUUUACUCUCGCCUGGCACCCGGCCAACAACGCGAGUUGCGCGAUACGACCACCCAGCAUCUAGAGCAAUUCGCUCAAGAAGGUCUCCGUGUUCUUUGUAUCGCGGAGCGUGUUCUUGACGAGAAAUACUACCAGGAGUGGAGUCUCAAGCACGACGUGGCCGCAGCUGCUAUUGUGGACCGCGAGGAAAAGCUCGAAGAGAUCGCCAGUGCCAUCGAACAGGACCUGUCCUUGAUCGGCGGAACUGCGAUUGAAGAUCGCCUGCAGGAUGGCGUGCCGGACACCAUUUCCCUCUUGGCCGAGGCCGGUAUCAAACUGUGGGUUCUCACGGGCGAUAAGAUCGAAACGGCUAUCAAUAUUGGCUACUCCUGCAACCUGCUGAACAAUGAUAUGGACAUCAUGGUGUUGAACGCCCCCCCAGACGCGGACAUGGCUGCGAAAGAGUUGGACAGCAAGUUGGAGAUGUUCGGAAUCACUGGCUCUGAUGAGGAACUUGCCGCCGCACAGAAGGACCACUCCCCGCCUCCGCCGACACAUGCCCUCGUCGUCGACGGUGACACCCUCCGCUUUAUGUUGGAUGACGCCCUCAGACAGAAGUUCCUGUUGCUUUGCCGACGCUGCAAAUCCGUCCUCUGUUGCCGUGUCAGCCCCGCCCAGAAGGCGGCGGUGGUCGAGAUGGUCAAGAGCGGCUUGAAUGUGAUGGCUUUGUCUAUUGGGGAUGGCGCCAACGACGUCGCUAUGAUUCAAAAAGCCGACGUCGGAGUGGGCAUCGCGGGAGAAGAGGGUCGCCAGGCUGUCAUGUCGGCCGAUUACGCCAUCGGCCAGUUCCGCUUCCUCCAGCGCCUCAUUCUCGUCCACGGUCGGUGGUCGUACCGGCGUCUCGGCGAGACCACCGCCAAUUUCUUCUACAAGAACUUGGUCUGGACGUUCGCACUGUUCUGGUAUUCUAUCUACAACAACUUCGACGGCUCCUACCUAUACGAAUACACUUAUAUCACCUUGGUGAACGUUGCGUUCACCUCUUUGCCUGUCAUUUUCAUGGGCAUCUUCGACCAAGAUGUAGACGAUAGGGUGUCUCUGGCGGUACCGCAGCUCUACAUGCGCGGCAUUGAGCGCAAGGAGUGGAGCCAGUUGAAAUUCUGGAUCUACAUGCUUGAUGGCUUCUACCAAUCGAUCAUCUGUUUCUUCAUGCCAUAUAUGCUGUACGCCGUGGCCAACUUCCAGACGGAGAACGGACGCGGAAUCGACGACCGCUACCGUGUCGGUGUGCUCGUCGCAACAUGUGCCGUGAUUGCCAGUAAUACCUAUGUGAUGCUGAACAUGUAUCGGUGGGAUUGGCUCUCGACUCUCAUCAACGCGAUCAGUUCGUUGUUAAUUUUCUUCUGGACUGGUGUUUACUCAUCCUUCCAAUCAUCCACCGUUUUCUACGGAGCAGCUAAGCAGGUCUACGGCGCCCUGGCUUUCUGGGUGCUCCUGCUGUUGACGGUCGUGAUGUGCUUGAUCCCUCGCUUCGUCUACAAUUGCAUUCAGAAGGUCUACUUCCCGCGUGAUGUUGACAUUAUCCGGGAACAGGUGAUUCUCGGGCAUUUCGAUCACCUGAAGAAGUUUGAAGCCUAUGUUCCCCCGGAUGCCGGUAAGCUGGCUCACAUGGAUAGUGAUGCAUCGGCCACCCCGUCGGACGGCGGCGAUGCGCCGCACUCGAAGUUCACGCGCGAUUACCCUGUAAAUCAGGGCAUCGACCGAACGGCGGACUCCACGCCCGUUGCACCGCUAGUCGACGCGCAAGGAGCCCCCACCCACCUGGAUAGCCAUGUCACUAGCGCCAACAGUAGCGUUGCCUUCGGCCUCCAGCGUCACGGGUACUCCGAGGAGCAACCCUUCUCGCGGGUGGAGUCCGCCAACAUGGAGCCGCAAACGCCGCACAGCCCCCUGAAAAGCCGCAGCGACCAUUCGCCAUACCCUGUAUAGAUAGAGCUACAAUCUCCUGUUUUUACCCCCUCCCCCCAGCGUCCCUCAGAUCUGUCGAUAUCUACCAUCUACAUCUACGUCUUUCCUUGAUAUCUAUGCU
This is a messenger RNA of Aspergillus heteromorphus CBS 117.55, 4647 nucleotides long. RefSeq names its product phospholipid-translocating P-type ATPase. Gene Ontology annotation, biological process: phospholipid translocation. The record is from RefSeq and is a predicted model, not a curated record. NCBI's taxonomy places the organism in Eukaryota, Fungi, Ascomycota, Eurotiomycetes, Eurotiales, Aspergillaceae. Bases 165 to 4547 code for a protein of 1460 amino acids. Gene Ontology annotation, molecular function: ATP binding; ATP hydrolysis activity; magnesium ion binding. The transcript is spliced from 3 exons. Gene Ontology annotation, cellular component: plasma membrane.